GCCCUGCCCCGCCGCCCGUGCCCGGCCUUAAAGGCGUGCGGGGGCCGCGGCGGCGGCAGUAGCGCAGUGCGGGUGCCGGCGGCUGCUCGGCGGUGCCCGGAGCGAGGGGGGACCGUUACCUCGGAGCGCCUCGCCUGGAGCCCCUCCUUGCCGCCUCCGCCGCGCUCCCGCCCCUCGGGCCGAGGCUGUCACCGCGCCGGGCGCCGCCAGCAUGUUUGACAGGACGCGGCUGCCCUUCGUGGCGCUGGACGUGCUCUGCGUGCUGCUGGCUGGCUUGCCUUUUGCAAUUCUCAGUUCACGACGUACCCCCUUCCAGAGAGGCGUUUUCUGUAGUGAUGAAUCCAUCCGGUAUCCAUACAAAGAGGACACCAUUUCUUAUAAAUUGUUAGCAGGAAUAAUUAUUCCUUUCAGUGUAAUUGUUAUAAUCGUAGGAGAGACUCUCUCGGUCUUUUAUAAUAAUUUGCACUCAAAUUCGUUUGUCAGAAAUAACUACAUAGCCACUAUUUACAAAGCCAUUGGGACCUUCAUUUUUGGGGCAGCUGCUAGCCAGUCGUUAACAGACAUUGCCAAGUACUCCAUAGGUAGACUGCGUCCUCACUUCAUUGCUGUGUGCCAGCCUGACUGGACACGGAUAAACUGCAGCCUGGGCUACAUUGAGAACUUCACUUGCCAUGGGGACAAAGCAAAAAUCAAUGAGGGAAGACUAUCAUUUUAUUCUGGCCAUUCUUCAUUCUCCAUGUACUGCAUGCUCUUCAUAGCACUUUAUCUUCAGGCAAGAAUGAAAGGAGACUGGGCAAGACUUGUACGUCCUACUAUACAGUUUGGUCUUAUUGCUGCAUCUAUCUAUGUGGGUCUCUCACGUGUUUCUGACUACAAGCAUCACUGGAGUGAUGUUUUAACAGGACUUACGCAGGGCGCAGUGGUAGCUGUGCUCAUUGUUGUGUAUGUGUCAGACUUCUUCAAAGUCAGAGGAUGUACAUUUCAACCAAAAGAAGAUUCCCAUACAACCCUACAUGAGACUCCAACAAAUGGAAAUCACUUUGGCAGCAAUCAUCAACCAUGAAGAAUGACCCACGUUACCUAUAUUGCUCUGAAAGAAAACAAUUUCAGAAGUCUAACUUUGUAAUUUAAGUAAUUGCCUUUAAGGGACUGCUGCUGCUCUUGGAUGGUCACUUAACCUGUAUAUAGUAACAUCUACCACAGUUAUUGUACACCUAAACUUUAAAUUUCUGUUGGUUCAAGCUCUUGCUUAAAAAAAAGCUAUUACAACUGUAAAUUUUUAUUGAAAACUGUAACAAGUUAUAUUACAUACACUGCUGUUUGUACAUGCCCUGUUGAAUCAACUGUGGUUUAAGUAAACACCAUUAAAAGGAAUUACUUGAUAUGGAA
Vidua macroura (Pin-tailed whydah) is the source of this 1389-nucleotide messenger RNA. RefSeq names its product phospholipid phosphatase 1 (gene PLPP1). The record is from RefSeq and is a predicted model, not a curated record. The transcript is spliced from 6 exons. NCBI's taxonomy places the organism in Eukaryota, Metazoa, Chordata, Aves, Passeriformes, Viduidae. The coding region runs from base 212 to 1063 and encodes 283 amino acids. Gene Ontology annotation, biological process: phospholipid dephosphorylation; signal transduction; phospholipid metabolic process. Gene Ontology annotation, molecular function: phosphatidate phosphatase activity.